AUGAGCACAACCCCUCAGAUCCCCAACCCGGCUCAUACGCUCGCGGAUUCAAUGUUGUCCCGACACUUCGGCAAAGAGACGGUCAAUUACUUCUCCAGCUCUCCAAUCAAUCGUCUGUCGUUCUUGCGCUCCGACCACCCGUUCCUGUCAACAGCCCUGAAGCACCCUUCGGCCCGGUUUGUUUUGUUGAACAACCUAGCACCCUUGACUCCGUCGCCGGCACAGCUACACUAUGCCAAGUAUGAAGAUGUGCGCAGGCUUGUACCCCAGGAUAUCUUCGAUACUUCCGAGGAAGAUAUGAUCAAGAACUAUGACUCGCGCAAGACACACCCGACCCUUAUAUUCCUCGGAUUGGACGAGAGUCGCAAGGAAGGGGGCUUCGAUGUGACCCCUAGGGGCGCCGAAGAGCAGCAGGUUGCAGCGAAGGAUGUGAUCGGUGCCAUGGAGGAGAAGGGACUGUCUUUCUUCCAGGCGCGAGUUGUCAUGUCCUUUUCCGCAGAUGAAGCUGCUAUCUACGCACAGGCACGUGCGCUGAUGGAUUGGAACACUCGCAACAUCUUCUGUGGCACAUGUGGCCACCGGACUUUGGCCGUGAAUGCAGGAACCAAGCGUGCCUGUCCGCCGACAGAUGUUGCACGAGCAACCGAGGCCAAGACGGAAGAGCGUCCGGAGUGCAAUACCCGUACUACGCUAUCAAACCUUUGCUUCCCCCGUACCGAUCCGACUAUCAUCGUGGCAGUGGUCUCCGCCGACGGCAAGCGGAUCCUGCUUGGGCGCUCUAAGCGGUUCCCGCCAGGGUGGUAUUCCACUUUGGCUGGGUUUAUUGAGCCAGCCGAGUCAAUUGAGGAUGCUGUGCGGAGAGAGGUGUGGGAGGAAUCAGGUGUCACUUUGUCCCGCGUUGUUAUCCACUCCUCGCAGCCUUGGCCGUAUCCGGCCAAUCUGAUGAUUGGUGCUAUUGCCCAGGUCAGUGACCCUUCUCAUGAGACUAUCUCUUUACAGCACGAUCCUGAGUUGGAGGAUGCGCGGUGGUUUGAGAUUGAAGAGGUGGAGGAGGCGCUGCGCAUUGGUACAAGUGACUUGAGCGCCCAGGCUGGUCCGGAAUACAAGGGCGGCUUGCGAUUGCCCCCUCCUACGGCCAUUGCCAAUCAGUUGAUCAAGGCUGCUGUGAGCGCGGAAUAUUUUGCGGCAGAGAAGCAGUCUAAGAUGUAA
Messenger RNA from Penicillium concentricum, 1209 nucleotides. Its product is annotated as NAD(+) diphosphatase. Gene Ontology annotation, biological process: NAD+ catabolic process; NADP+ catabolic process. Lineage: Eukaryota; Fungi; Ascomycota; Eurotiomycetes; Eurotiales; Aspergillaceae. The transcript is spliced from 4 exons. Gene Ontology annotation, cellular component: cytosol. Gene Ontology annotation, molecular function: NADH pyrophosphatase activity. The coding region runs from base 1 to 1209 and encodes 402 amino acids. The record is from RefSeq and is a predicted model, not a curated record.